AUGAAAUUAGAAGAGCAUAUUUACAAAAGGGUCUUUGUGAUACAAGGUUUGAAUCAAGAAACUAAUCUUAAAAGGGCUGGUGAUACACGUUGGGGAUCACAUUAUGGAACAAUUAUAAACUUGAUUUUGAUGUUCCUAUCUGUUAUUGAUGUCCUUGAGAUUGUUCAAGAGGAUGGUUUACACACCGAGCAAAUAGUUGAAGCUCAUUCUCUUAUAGAUUCAAUGCAGUCUUUUGAAUUUGUCUUCAAUUUACACUUGAUAAAAAAUAUAUUGGGGAUCAGACAUGAGUUGUCAUUUGCGCCACGAAGAAAAUACCAAGAUAUUGUAAAUGCAAUGACAUUAGUUAAAGUGUCUAAGCAACGAUUGCAAAUGAUGAGAGAUGAUGAAUGGGGAUCCCUAUUAGAAGAAGUGUAUUUAUUUUACAGCGAACAUGAUAUUCCUAUCCCCCACAUUGAUGACAGAUUUGCAGCUCGUAGGAGGUCACGCCGCAAAGCUCCUAAAAUCACAAAUUUAUACCAUUACCAUGUUGAUAUCUUCUACACUAUUAUGCAACUUCAAGAGCUUACAGAGGCAAGUACAGAGUUACUUCUAUGCAUGGCUUGCUUGAACCCCAAUAAUUCAUUUUGUGCUUUUGAUAAGCAAAGGUUAAUCCAUCUUGCUGAAUUCUAUCCAUAUGAUUUUUCUACGGUAGAUCUCAUGGCACUUGAUAAUCAACUUCAACACUUCAUUGUUGAUGUGCACUCUAGCAAUGGAUUUUCUGAACUCAAAGGAAUUGGUGACCUUAUUAGAAAGUUGGUAGAGACAAAGAAAGACAUUAUAUGUCCAUUAAUCUAUUUUCUUGUGAAAUUGGCAUUGAUUUUACCAGUUGCGACUGCAAUAGUGGAAAAAGCAUUUUCAACAAUAAAAUUCAUGAAGAAUCGAUUACGUAACCGAUUGGAAGAUCAAUGGUUGAAUGAUUAUUUGGUUACAUAUAUUGAGAAAGAUGUAUUUGAUAGUGUUGAUAAUGAGCUUAUUAUGCACCGAUUUCAAAAUAUGAAAUCUCAUCGUGAUCAAUUGUAG
This is a messenger RNA of Camellia sinensis, 1059 nucleotides long. RefSeq lists its product as uncharacterized. NCBI's taxonomy places the organism in Eukaryota, Viridiplantae, Streptophyta, Magnoliopsida, Ericales, Theaceae. The record is from RefSeq and is a predicted model, not a curated record.